GCGGCGGCCAUAUUGAAAUAUCAACUUUCAAGAUACAGAGUAUAAAGUGUUUUUUGGACUAGAAUUUUGCUUUUGAAAAGGUUUAUUUUUGUGGAAUAAUGCCCACUUAUCAAGGUCAGUGCUUGGUAUAUGUAUAUAAAAGUUGUUAUGAAUUGUAUUCCAUUAAAAUGGUCGUUUUUGGUUUUGCUGUUUUUAAUAACAUGUUUCCACGUGGUAAAUAUUUAUUUGCAUAAACUAUCAGUAUAAUAGCUAAUAAUGUUAAUAGGGUAUUCUGAGAGUGACUAUUAAAGGGUUUUUAUGUUUGCAAUAAAAUCAAUGAUAAAUAUAAUUAUUUAAACAUCAUUUGCUCAACAAGUCAAGUGUGUCAAGUUCACUUGCCACGACUUUCAGACUUUGGGCCGGUUGCUAUAAAGAAUAAAAGCCAGCUGUUCCAUGUGGGGGGGGGGUGAAUAGGGGUAUACAAAUCCGCAGAUCCGCCCAAAUUUGAAGCAAAAUCCGCCGUCCGACAAUGGUCUUGUCUAAAUUUGGAUCCUCUAAAAGCUCUACUAUGCAGUCACAAUCCAGGAUCCGAACUAAAUUGCAAGCAAAAUCUACCGAUCCGAGCCAAAAUAUUAGAUAAAUUUGCAAUCCGCUGCAUUAAUAAAUUCUGCAAAUCUGUGUAAAAUAUUCGCCAAAUCCAAAAUCUGAACAAUUUUUUCGGCGGAAUCCGACGAUCCGAAAACCUAUUCACCCCCCCAUGUAAAAUUGAAUGGCUGACAAUCUCAUUCCCCGAGCCUGCGAUCCUCGGGACGGAGCAUGUGGCUCUGGGAUAAUCUGUUGCCGGAAGCCAGGAAUCCUGGCUAAGACUGAACUGCGCAUUUCAUUUCAAUGGCCAAUCAGAUUCCUCCCUGAAACGGAUUAUCCCAGAGCCUCACAUUCCUUCCUGAGGAUUGCAGGCUUGAAUGGCUGGCGGUAAGCCGUAAAAAAAUACCUGUGGUUCUGGUUUCAUAUCGUGAAAAAAUUAGGGUCUGUAGGUUGGAAAUAAAUUUUUUUUUGAAUUUUUUUUCAUGGUUUUGCCUGUUUUUUGCUGGACGAUUUGCAGUAGAGUCCCGACAUCAAUAUUAACUAGAGGUGCGUAUUUCCUAUGGACGAAUUGAGGCAAUUUGGUUCAAUAAUUAUUGUGACAACAGACGCCAUUUUGGCACGCUGUAUGAGCAGCCCACAACCACCUGGAGAAAAUAGGGUCGCACGAUCAAUCGUGUUGAAAAAUUAAUAGGGUCGGCAGAAAAAAAUCAGGUCGGUCGGGAACUGGAACCACAGUUAUUUUUUUUAUGCCUAAGGUCACCCCAUUCUUAUAUGAACAUGCUUUGUGAUUGGUUGAUAAUUUAAUAAGAACGAAUGAUAAACAAUGAUCAGUUGAUCACUUUUAACUCAAAUGUUAGAUAUUUUCUCAGAAAAUAUAUGGCAGACCAAGGGAUUCUGCAGUCGGAAAGUAUUUUUGUCAAAUACAGUAGGAAGAUCAGAAAUCUGCUUAGUUCUUGCAACUGUUGACCCCCUGGCAGGAAUCGAACCUGCAGCCCUGUACCCUGAUACCAACCGAGAGAGAGUUGUCGAGCUCUAACCACAAGUUCAUAUAGUUGCAUGUUUUGCAACUGCUCCUGGUUAAAUUAAGUCUAAUACUGUAAAUGUAUAAAAAUUCCACUCAGAAUUCCAUCUACAAAUCCUGUCAACAGAACAUUUUUAUGAAUGGCUGUGAUUUUUUAAAUUGUGAGGACUGAACAUGAAUUUUGAUUAUCAAAUGCCGAGGCAUAAUGCAGACAUUCCAACCACUGGAGGUAAAAUUUAGGGAGACUGUUCAGUGAAUUGAAAUCUAGUUCUUCUGGGAAAAAGUCUUCUGAAACUGGCGUUUCCAGCAUUUUGGGACUAUGUUGUUAUAAGUGAUCCUAUAAAUUGCCAUAAAGCAACUUCAAAUUUUCGGGAGACUCCCGGUAAAAUCGGGAGAGUUGGAAUGUCUGAUAUUGAGGAUGUUUUUACCUACCUCAGCCAAGAGAUCCCCAAUUUUGCCAAGGCAAAAAUAGGCCAAUUACGAGGGUUGCAAAGGUUUAAUGUAACAAUUUUGAACCUACAGUUUCAGUCAAGUGGGGCAAAGAAAAGUUUGAAAAUCUUGAAGUGGACACAGAUGAGUUGCCAGAAUUAUUUAAAGCUCAGUUAUUCGCUUUGACAAAUGUUGCUCCUGAAAGGCAAAAGAUCAUGCUCAAAGGAAGUGUAUUGAAGGUACAGUAGGAUUCCUUUGGUAACAGGGCAUGGUACUCUAAACUUGUUUUUUGUAGAACAUUCAACUGGUUAAGUCCAUCCACCCAUGACCAGCCAGUUGGUUAUUUACUUGUAUUUGACAUACAUAUAAACUAGGGAUGAGCCGAUAAGGAAAAUUGCUGAUUACUGAGGCCGAUUAUUUAUGAGCCGAUUAUCGUAACUAAUCGGCCGAUUAAUCGGUACCCGCCGAUUAUAUUAAAAAGCAAGCGAAAAAUCACAAGAUGACCAACAAUGAAGUUGUAGAUGCGGUUUUAUUGUUUACAAUACACAUUAUGUACAAUUGAAAACAGCUUCAAUCUUGCAUGUCAAUAGUCAAAGUUUAGUUUUGGCAGAUUAUGGUGUAAAAACAGGACAUUGUCAGCUAUGCGGAGCUAGUCUGCUGUGUUUUUCAGUGGAAAUGUUCCCAGCUUCACUUCGCUCAAGACAAAAGACACAGGUUUUGCAACAAAAUGUGAAAAUCUAUUCGCUUGUAUUCAGUAUUUUAGCAUGUGCUUGGCAGCCGAUUAUUUGCCGAUUAUCAAGCAAUAUGUUUGCGAUGUUACUCUGAGUGCAUAUCCACACCGGGCGAGCUUGAAAAAUAUGCCCGGCCACGGUGGGAUUCGAACCUACGACCUUUGGAAUACUGGCCCAAUGCUCUUCCAACUGAGCUACGCGGUCAGGACGGUUCGAGUAAGUGAUAUUUCGGAACAGUAUCUAGUUCCUUCAAUACCAAUGUGUUCUAGUAAUAUGAAUUUUUCUGUGUUGGUGUUGUGUACUCAGGUGAAUAAUAUGUUUGCCGAUUACCAAUUAUUUAAAAAACGGACGAUUAAUCGGCUUUGCCGAUUAUUUACCGAUUAAUCGGCUCAUCCCUAAUAUAAACUUAAAUUUCUGUGUUAUGCUGUAGGAUGAUGGUUGGAGUAAUAUGAAACUCAAAAAUGUGAGUAGCGAGUAUGCAGGUUUUAAUAGUUAUUGACUAUCAGGCCGCUUUUUGCCUUAUUGAUAGACGAUCGGAAUUGUAGACUUAUUUGUAUUUCCAAUUAUAUAUUAAACCGAUUGUUGAGAAAACAAGAACUUUAACAAUUAGAUAGUACAAUUUGCACAUCGAUAACAUUGAUAGUGUUUGCUGAAGAUUAAAAGCAUAUCAAGUCCUCCACUACAAUGUUUAUACAUGGAAUGGUUUUAGCGCUAUUUUUGAUGCCAUUUUGUUUUAAUGUUAUGUUAAAUUAUUAAAAAAUCUCAAUAAGUUCUUAAAGCAUUCAGAUGUUAUCAUUGUUUCACCUCAAUGGUUCAUGCAAUAACAGUAGGUUGAGAAUAAAUUUAUUUCUUUAGGGAUGUAUGUUGAUGAUGAUGGGUACAGUUGGUGAACUACCUCAGGCUCCGAAAGAAAAAGUUGUCUUCAUGGAAGACAUGUCAGACUCACAGCUUGCUGCAACUGUAAGAAAUGAAGUUUUGCGUAACCCAUUCAAGUGCCCGCACUUUCCUCUUGAUCAGUAAAAUAGUCUGGCAUUAGACGGAGUAAAAAAACCCCAAAGUAUAUGUGGUGCAUCAGUGUGCAGUGUGUUAAAUGUAAAUUUAGUUGAUAUUGCAGCCCUUUUAAAAUUUUUUCCCCUAUGAACAAGAUUACAUAACCAAACAAUCAGAGCAUAUAAUAUUUUGAAAGUGAUAGGGCUACAGACCUACUAGAAACUUUAACAUGCUCUUGAUUUAGGCCUCUUUGUUAUGUUUGAGUAUAUUGUUUAUGCUACAUAUUGAAAUUACUUAACACAGGGAUAUUAACGAUUUAGGUCGGGAAAAACCUUCAAAAUCUUCUCCUUAAGUGCCGAAGAAUGCUCAACAUAGGCGGUGGAACUGGGACCCCCCCAACUUUGAAAAAGUAGGAAAAAGAGAGGGCUAAGCCUCUCCAAAAGAAAGGUUUAUUAUAUAUCAAAUAUUCCUAAUUUUCCAUUACAGUAUACAGUUGGUGGCUUGAAACAGUUGUUGUAGGAGACGUUACAAAUCAAUGCUUCUGUGUGUCAGAACGCAGGAAAUGCCAUUUCAGAGAGUUUACUGUUUUUCAAAACUUAAGGAGAGCAAGCCUGCUGAUCCCCUUAGAGUUUGUUUGCCCCCCCCAACAAAACCAAUCUUUCAUUGCCUAUGACACUGUUGUUGUUUGUGUCUGAAAUACAUGUUAGUGCUUUACCUGAAAAAGACAAACACAUCUGACUAAUCAUGUUUCGCUCGCUACUCUGGUUUAAAUAAAUGAUUACAAAGCCAAGUCGAAUUGUAAUCAAGACCCAACGUUUCGACACUCCAGUCUAGUGUCUUCAUCAGGGUUGAUCUAAAGAUGCAAUUGUGGCUUCUUAUAUACCCAAGGGAUGAUGUCACCUGCCAAUGAGAUGCACGUAUUCCUCUGGCAAAUAGGCGCCGUCAUCCCUAUUCAAAGCAUGAUUACUGUACUCAUAUUUAUAUGUCACGCUUCUAGGCAAAGUCUUUAACCAUAGCGAUUGUUUGUGGUAAUUACUUUAGAGUUUUCCCACGCAAUCCCAUGUUUGGUGUAACACGGACACAUGUUCUGCUAAAGCUGAUUUUCCCUUGUCUAAAGUUGAAACAUCCUUUUGAUGUUCUUUUAGCCGUGUACCAAACUGGCGUUUAGACUAAGUUACUGUACUUAUUUAAUUUCUUUAGUUAAAACUGCCAACAGGGCUUGCAAAUCUUGGAAAUACAUGUUAUAUGAAUGCCACAGUACAAUGUUUGUGUACUGUUCCUGAACUGAACGAGGGCCUUGAAAAGUAAGUAUGUGCUUGGUGCACACACAUCUCUAAGACCUCUAAUGCAG
Molecule: messenger RNA, 5086 nt
Organism: Paramuricea clavata
Lineage: Eukaryota; Metazoa; Cnidaria; Anthozoa; Malacalcyonacea; Plexauridae
Source: the annotation of a GenBank genome assembly